Molecule: messenger RNA, 2643 nt
Organism: Didymosphaeria variabile
Lineage: Eukaryota; Fungi; Ascomycota; Dothideomycetes; Pleosporales; Didymosphaeriaceae
Exons: 2
Coding region: 1-2643 (880 amino acids)
Source: RefSeq, a predicted model, not a curated record
AUGGCGAAUGAUUCAAGCUUUCUAACUCAGACGCUCCAGUCUAUCACCGUUACCAAGAAGCGCGAGCAGGACAAACGCAGAAAAGCCUUCGAAGCCGGCAAAGCCAGAUUACUGCAAGAUGUUGAUGCUUCCGACAAUCAGUCCGCUAAGCUCGAGGCCCUCCUCUCGGGAUUCAAAGACCUCUCUUUCAGCAACAAAGGCGUCUGGUAUUUCGACAAGGACCAGGAGAAAUCAGUCCAGAACAUGAACCGCUACUUGGAACAGUCGAAACACGAUCCUUCAGUAUCAACGGAUAUGCUCCAUCGUUUUGAGACGAAGAUACGUGAAAAGCUUAAUCAGGAGAGCGAGCGCUUCCAUUUUGCGAAUCUUUACUAUCGUCUUCUUACAGAGUGGACAUCCACCGACGGCAAGCCUAUUGCUGCAUCAGAAUGUAGCCAGGAAGAACUCGAUGGCUCGUUUGAGCAUGUCCAAAGGUACAGUCUGCAGAACCUCAAGGACAAAUUCAGUAGUGUUGUGUUCACUCCCUCGGAGACGGACGAGGUCGAGAUUGACAACUACCUCGGCUCAUUAUUCGACGACGAUCACGCCGAAAACAUCCUAGGUCGCCUGCGUGCGAACGUGGCACGCUUUGCUGUCGAGCUUAAGCAGCGUGCAAAUCCAUUUAAUCCAUCUAUCCUAAAGCAAUGCAUUCGAGCGCUGCUAACGAACGAUCUUCUCAACGAUGAUGCGAAGGCGACCUUGUCAGAUUUCUCGACAAACGGAGUGGUACUUGUCGAGAUUGCAGAUGUUUUGAACCUCCGGUUUUCUGAUCUGGACAACUGGUCAUGGGAGGCAGAUGAUGGAAUGUACUACGAGCCGCGAAAACAAGCCAAUGGAAAAUAUCGCAUCAUGUUGGAUCAAGAUAUCCUGCAGGCUAUCUUCUUGCAUUACAUUGCAGUGUCUUGGAGUGAACAUCUCAAACAACAAUUUACGAGUCUAGCGUACGACGACACGUUUUGGAAAACGGCAAACAAACCCUCACGAUUGGAAGAGUCGCGCCGAGCGUAUUUCACCAGCAAGUGCCAACGUUCGAAUCAGGGUGUCGCAGGUGCGCAAUUGGAAACCUUCCGUCAAACGUUCCUCCUCUCUGCUUUGCCCUCGUCGCUCGAACAUGGAUCUGAUCCCUAUGGAGGAGAUCCUGAGUCAAACGGUAAAGAGAAGAGCGGUUUGGCCAUUCGACAGCUUCUUCUUCAGCAAGUUGCGACAAAUGUCAUUAUCCAACGCGCGCUUCAUGGAAGCGUUGCCGUCGUUCAAUCCGAUUUGCAAUGGUAUGCGACUGGCCUUCCCCAUUCCACACUGUUUGCUGUGCUUCGCUUUUGGGGCAUUCCCGAGGGUUGGAUCUCGUUCUUCAAGAAGUUCGCCGAGGCACCCUUGCGAAUGGACCCAACUCCUGGUCAAAACGUGCGAACGCGAAAGCGGGGUAUACCCAUUACCGACGCCUUCGAGAAAUUGUUCGGCGAGAGUGUUUUGUGGUGCAUGGAUGUCGCUGUGAACCGUCUCUGCAGCACUACUCUGAUCCGUUUCCACGACGACCUCUGGCUGUGUGGUGAACCUUCGGUGUGUGCCAAUGCCUGGGAGACCAUUCAGGAUUUCGUCAAAACCCUCGGAUUGGAUAUCAACAUGAAGAAGACGGGAUCCGUGUAUAUUUCGGAUAGUAACAAGGACUUGAUUGUUGCCUCGAAGUUACCGAAGGGACCGGUUUGCAUGGGAAUGCUGCAGCUUUCGGAGUCAGCUGACUGGACAUUAGACCUGAAGCAGGUUUCCGCACAUGUACGUCAGCUCCAAAAACAACUUGGAGAAAGCCGAAGCAUUAUUGGAUGGGUCCAGAUCUGGAAUGCCUGUGUUGCCAAAUUCUUCAAGAAUGCGUUUGGUAAACCAGCCAAUUGUUUCGGACAAGGACAUGUUAUUGCCAUACUAGACACAUUUGCCGAGAUGCAGCGCGAUCUCUUCGAAGAGCAUAACGGCAGCGUUACCGAGUACUUGCGCGAACAAAUUCGCCAACGUUUCGAUGUGAAAGACAUACCGGACUCUUUCUUUUUUGCACUCGAAGAACUUGGAGGACUUGGUUUGCAGAGUCCAUUUGUCCCAUUCUACGUCCUCAAGGAUCAGUUGAUGAAGGACCCGUUGCACCGUAUUACGCAAUUCCUCAAAGCUGAGAAAGCGAAAUACAAGGACCUUCAGGAGUCAUUUGAGUUGCUCUCGGAAAUGGACCGACAACGUCGCUUCGAUUCCAGCUUUCACAGCUCGCGACAAACUGGCCUCCCAAACGAGCCGUUCUUCCCCUUUGAGGAGUACACUGCCCAUCGCGAGACAUAUUCCUACGAGCUGAAGCUUGCCUACGAGGAUCUGAUGCGCGAGCCCGUUGAAAACGACAUCCAGCUGUCCAACGAUGUCGCACCGUGGUUUGAAGAGCUUGGUCACUCACACAAGAUGGGUUGGAGCAGUCUACUCAGCGAGGACAAGUGGAUAAUGCACCUGUAUGCUGAGGAGCUGAAGCGUAGAUUUGGCGCGCUGAGCAUCGUGGACCGCAAUUUGUUGCCUAGUGGCGUGAUGCAGAUGCUAAAGAAGAAAAAGGUCGUCUGGCAGUUGAUUAUCUGGGACUAG